AAAUAACACCACUUGGGGGCGCAAUUGAACCAGAAAACAGCGUGUUAAAGAAUUCUGACAUAAGUGUAUCAGCGAAUUAAUGAGUGCACUGUAGUGCCCGGGAAGAAAUCUUCGCAGUUCAAACCCAAGUGAUACACGUCAUGGAUUCAGGGCGAGAGGAGUUUGUGAAGGUCAGAAAGAGAGAUGUAGAAAAGCUGACCACCGAAGUCAUGCAACUGCGAGAAUUUCUGCCCAAAGUCCUCAAUCGGGACCUGGUGGAAACAAUCCGCAAGGCUGGCAUGAUGGAAACCAUGAUGGAGCGUGCAGAGUUUGAGCAGAAGCAGCUGAGGCAGGACUGCCUGCACCUCCACUCACGCAUGGAUGCCGCGCACAGAGAGUGUCAGAAGGAGAGGGAGGAGAACCUGGGGCUCAGGCAGCGGCUGAGUCUGGGCCAGGAACUGCUGCAGCAGCAGGCUGACUUCUGCACGGCUCUGGGUUCGGCUGCCUGCACGCUGCUCUGGAGCGUCUCUGUCAAGGAGGAGGCGGUGAAGGACAUCCUGGCUGGUAGCUACAUCGAGCCCUUUCUCGCCUUAGCGGGACAAACGCUAGAGAGCUUUGUCAGUUCCCUGAACCCGGUGAAGAUGGAGAAGGAGGACUCCAGCUGUCAGGAGCACCAGUUCGUCCUGGCUGUGGCCGGAAUCAUCACCAACAUAGCUGCAGUACCCAGUGGGCGGGACUUCCUAUCUAGCUCUGCCCACAUCCUGCUGAACACCAUGAUGCGGCUGCUGGGAGCCAUGAAGCCAGGGGUUUUCUCCAAGCUCAAAGUGCUGAUACUCAUGACACUUUACAACGUCAGCAUCAGCGUUAAAGGGCUGCAGCUCCUUGGCCAGAGCACGAGCCUCCCCCAGCUCCUCCAGGGCCUUCUCCAAGAUGGGGAGGCGGAGGUAUCUCUCCAUAGCCUACGGCUGCUCCACUCUUUGGCACUGGAGGCGGGGCCUGUGAGCGAGGUGGGUGUGGCUCUGAGGAAUGGGCCCACCCUGGACCGCCUGCACCAGCUGUCCUGCAGCCACCACGCUGCCGUGUGCCAGGCCGCCCGUGAGGUGCUGGAUGACCUGGCAGAGCUGGACAACCCCCACGGGUGGGACAAUCCCUCGGACGAGCCGACCCGCCGAAGAGGUCCUACUUCAGACCCGGAGUGACUCUGACGAAAUCAGUGUUACCCCUCGUUCCUGGUCUGGUUUCUUUCUUGGUUUCGGGAGAUCUUGUGAAGACACAUUGAUGGUUGUUUGUUGGCUUCCAGUUGGUUUGCGUUUGCCUUGUUCCCAUUGGUCCAUAGGACAGGCUUUGUGCAUAUCCCUGAGAUAUCUGGGUACAUUUGUGAUUGGCUGUACCAAUUCAUUAUGGGAAAUAAAAGGGAAAUAAUUCCACCACAGUUUUCACAGUGUUAACUCAUCACAAUCAGUCCCUCUGAACAUCUGAACAUCCUAUAAGGCACAGCAUCAAGACCCAAGCACCAUUUUCUUCAUUUCUACUUCAUUUUAAUGUUCUGUGAUACAUUUAGAUUUCAGUUAGUAAACGUCUGAAAUGAUGUGUUAAGUUUCUCUGAAAUAAACAUUAUUUGAGCUUUGAACAGAA
This is a messenger RNA of Brienomyrus brachyistius, 1614 nucleotides long. Its product is annotated as heat shock transcription factor 2 binding protein. The record is from RefSeq and is a predicted model, not a curated record. Bases 141 to 1178 code for a protein of 345 amino acids. The transcript is spliced from 9 exons. Gene Ontology annotation, cellular component: cytosol. NCBI's taxonomy places the organism in Eukaryota, Metazoa, Chordata, Actinopteri, Osteoglossiformes, Mormyridae.